Molecule: messenger RNA, 1761 nt
Organism: Cydia splendana
Lineage: Eukaryota; Metazoa; Arthropoda; Insecta; Lepidoptera; Tortricidae
Exons: 7
Coding region: 14-1375 (453 amino acids)
Source: RefSeq, a predicted model, not a curated record
UUUGGCUUGUAAAAUGACUUUGAAACAUAUAUGUGCAGGUGUUUGUAUAGUUGUUAUUAUAUUUUCGGUAGUCAAUAGUUCAAGAGCAGAUAAGGAAGACAUUUCACCAGACAUCGCUCAAAUCCAAGACAGUGUAUCAGCCGUCAAAAGUUUGAUAAACAAAGUGAUUAAAAACUAUAAUCAGUUGGAUAAACUCGCUGUAUCAGAUGUAGAAUCUGAUGAUAACAAUGAUUCUGAGAACAAACAACACAUUGACGAGGGAAAUAAAGGCAGAAUAUUUAGGGCCACAACUGAUAAUCAGAUUCUGAUGUUAAAUCGCAAGCCACCUUUAUUGUUUUCGUUUUCUGGUAAAUUAAAGAAAGGUGCCGCCAGAGAAAUCAAAGAGAUAAAAAGUAUAGAUAUAUCAAAAGAAAAUGAUAACAUUCGUAAUUUAGAAACAGAUUCCAAAGAUACAACGGAUACUCAAAUAAAAUUAAGAAAUGUUGAAGAUGACAAUGAUCAUAAAGACGAACGCUCAUCAGAAGUCAAAGAUUAUCACGACAAAGAAAAUUCUAAUGGAGAACCAUAUUCUAAGCAAAAAGUUUUAAUCGUACACGUAGGAAAAGGAAAAUCACAUCAGCUUAAAAAUCCUACAUCAGCUGCAAGGCAACAAUAUAUUUCUUCAAAUAUACCUAAGAGAGAUUUUACAAAAAAGAUUACAAAAUCGGAAGAAGUGAUUCAAGAUUCUCACUCUGAAGAGGACAAGGCGAUGGAAAGCGAAAUUAAGAAAGCUAACUAUUUACGGCAGGCCUAUGCCGAUGCAUGCCAUCAAGUUGUAGUUCGGAAGUGUUUAAGGACAUUACGGGCUGUGUUAAACGACGUAUGUUCAAGAAGUAGAAAAUGCAGUUCAAAGUAUAAAGAAGACUUUAGAGAAUUCGGCCACGAGGGUUGCAAUAAGCAGUUCGGUAACCAAAAGUCUGCCUGCAGAAUAGGUCUCGAUUUUGAUACAGAUACAGACUCUGAAAAGCAAAUGAGAGCAAGACAUUUUGACUCUAAAAAGCAAGAGAGACCAAAAACAGUUGUAAAAGAGGUUAACUGGAAGAGAUCCAUCAAAAGGAAAAAGACACCUGAACACGCCGAAAUUCACGAAGUGAACAUCCUCCGAGACAGAUUCGAGAAAUUAUGCAAAAAGGCAUCUUUCACAAAAUGUAGAGCGGCGUGCAAACACGCUUCAGUCAAAACUUGUAAGCAGCACGAAUGUGUCAGCGCUAAGGAGAAAGCGUUGAAGAAAUCUUGUAAAACUCGGUGUCAGGACACAUAUGCUUAUAAAGGAGGAUCGGAUGAGAGUAAAGAUGAAUCUUCAUCUGCAUCUACGGUUGACGAAGUGUCGGAAUAGGCUAUGGAGCCUUCCGGCCUGGCCACGGCAUUGCGCGACGGGCUUCGGCUAAAGCGAAAACCAAAGGUGGGAACGAAAGGUCUGAUCUCUGUCAUCUCUGUGUCUCGUUCCAACCUACGGUUGUCGCCUUAGCCGAAGCCAGUCGCGCAAUGUCGUGGCCAGGCCGUUCGCCCUACUGAAUGCGCUUCUGGUGUCAGCACCGGAGUGUGACCUGCUCGCGUGGCGAUUGGCGGAUGUGUAGAAACUGUAGAAUGCUUGAGAUUUUGUGAGAUGACGGAUAAAAGGGAGUCUAGUAUUUUAAAUGUUAAAUCUUAGUUGUACUUAAGUAAUGUAUCGUUUCACAGUGCAUUAGUUAUAAGACUAGCUGUUAGGUAUGCAAAUAAUAA